AUGACGUCCCCAGACGAGACGAGCCCCGAUAAUGACCUGCAAAAGACCCUCAAACUCUACAGUGAGGGGAAACCGCUCUUCACCCGUGCCGUGCUCGAAGACCUCGACCAUCAUCUCGAAAAGGGCGAAAAGAAGGUUAUGAUCAGAGACUACCUUAACAAAGAGCACAUCUACGAUCUUGAGAUUCCAGAUUGGUGUGCGGACAGCGCGGAUACGGUCCGUAUAAAGUACAACGGCAUCGAGACCCUGACGAAUUUGCAUCCAGAUGAAGAUAGAGUCUCAUGGGGAACGCGCACCAUGAUGAUUACAUACGGGUCCCAGUACAAAUACAAUGAUAUCACCGUCGAGAAAGUUAGAGCCGCAUUUGAGCGCCAGCGGGGAGCCUGGAAGCAAUCCAAGACCUGCAAGCACUUUACACAGCAGUUUGAAGGAUUCACUCCGGGCCAGGUGGCUGCUAUCACAAAGAUCGUUGGGUUUGCUCUUGGCCCAGUUGCAUAUCUUGACGUGAGAUCUGCGGAUGGCAUUGGACCGUCGGCUACGAACGCGCUCACGCAGCAUAUGGCACUUCUGACUAUCGCGGAAAUCCUCAAACAGCGAAACGGUGGACGGAAAGUCAAGUGCUACACUCAAGACCCGGUCAAUAAGGGCGUCGGCAACGAGUUCCUCAAGACCAUUGGAAUCACCUCGCUCGACGACCCGAAGGGAUUCCUAGAAGUUGACGACAAAACGCUGGUCGUUUCCAUCCAUCCAAACGUGCCCGUUCGUCAGGUCAUCGCCGAUCUCCAGUACCCUGCGGCAAUGCUAUGGAACACCGUCGAGGAGCCAGUGAAAAGAGAAUGGGAGCAGAAAACUAUGGAUGAUGGGGAUGUCACUUGGAUUUUCCCGUACAGUACUGAUCCUGUUUCUUCGAGAGUGGUUCGAAUGGCUGAACAGUACGAUCAGUUGCCGUUUGACGAUGCGGAUGACUGGUUUGGAAAGUUGACGUGGUAUGUGAGGAAGCACAAGAAGGACGCUUGAUUUUUAUGUCUUACAUCUAUCGAUACAUGACGACGAGAAGCAACAAUGAACUGCCUUGGGAGCAUGCCGCCAAACUUAGGUAUGGGACGGACAGUAACCUCUUACAGAAGACGAUGCUGCUGAAAGAAGAAAGACAGAAAGCAACUAUUAGUAGGAAACUUGGAG
Messenger RNA from Aspergillus glaucus CBS 516.65, 1182 nucleotides. Its product is annotated as SRR1 family protein. The record is from RefSeq and is a predicted model, not a curated record. The coding region runs from base 1 to 1017 and encodes 338 amino acids. Lineage: Eukaryota; Fungi; Ascomycota; Eurotiomycetes; Eurotiales; Aspergillaceae. The transcript has 3 exons.